UGCAUUAUGAAUAAUAAGGCAGAGAGGAUAACAAUAGCGCAACGUUUGAGUAGUGAAAGAAUAAUGACCUACCCGUUAAAAAAAGUUACAUUGAAAGCAGACGUUUAUAUGGUUUGCUUGGAGCAUGCGUUAUCAACUGAGAAUUUUGAAGUGAUGGGCUUACUUAUCGGUGAUAAUGUAGAAGGCGUUACCAGCAUAUCGGCUAUGAAAAUUUCAAGCCGCUCUGAUAAAAAGAAGGACAGGGUUGAAAUAUCACCGAGUGAAUCAGUGAAAGCCUGGGAGGAAGCUGAACGCUUGACCAAAGAGCUUCAUAAAACAAUGAGAGUUAUUGGAUGGUAUCAUUCUCAUCCGCACAUUACAAUCUGUCCGUCUCAAAUUGACAUUAAUACACAACAAUUGUAUCAAACUAUGGAGCGCAGUUUUGUUGGAUUAAUAUUUUCAGUAUUUUCGGAAGAUCAGACUACAAAAGAACAAGAAGUGAUGCUAACAUGUUUUCAAUCUUGCCAUGGCAGUUCUAAAGAAAUUCCACUAGAAAUAAUUUAUACACCAAACGUAUCUAUUUGGUGUUGUCGGUCGAUGAUAGAAUUACCACAAAUCUUAGUACAAGAAGAAAAGAAUGUGGCUGAAAAUUACAAAAAUCACCCAGACAUUCUUGUCCAUAUAUGUAAUAACGCAGUAUACAUACAGGCACUGUGCCACAUAACCGACAUGGUCACAAAACCAUUGGUACAUGCACUGACCGAGCGAUUAAUAUCGAAUAAAAAAAGCUCUGUUUUUCUUCAAGAACAAAUUGAUGAUUUAAAAAAAUUAUUAAUAAACCCAUAACAGUUUUUAUUAUUAA
This is a messenger RNA of Ceratosolen solmsi marchali, 841 nucleotides long. RefSeq names its product lys-63-specific deubiquitinase BRCC36. Lineage: Eukaryota; Metazoa; Arthropoda; Insecta; Hymenoptera; Agaonidae. The transcript has 7 exons. Gene Ontology annotation, molecular function: metallopeptidase activity; protein binding. The record is from RefSeq and is a predicted model, not a curated record. Bases 7 to 825 code for a protein of 272 amino acids.